Messenger RNA from Acipenser ruthenus (sterlet), 4609 nucleotides. RefSeq names its product QRFP-like peptide receptor. Gene Ontology annotation, cellular component: membrane. The record is from RefSeq and is a predicted model, not a curated record. Gene Ontology annotation, biological process: neuropeptide signaling pathway. NCBI's taxonomy places the organism in Eukaryota, Metazoa, Chordata, Actinopteri, Acipenseriformes, Acipenseridae. Bases 218 to 1570 code for a protein of 450 amino acids. Gene Ontology annotation, molecular function: peptide binding; G protein-coupled receptor activity. The transcript is spliced from 2 exons.
CGGCGCAACACGCACUGGAAGAAGCUUAUCUGUACUGCUGAAGGUCUCGCAGGCAAGGAGUUGCAAACAGCUGCUCCAAAAACAGCGGGAUUCCAGCGCUGUCUUCAAACCCACUGAAUUCAAGCGAUGCUGACACAGUUGGGCUCAUACGAUUGUGGGAUUGGUGAUUCAAGACCUUUCAAGCAGACUGCGGUUACAUCUUUAUUUCUGAAGAAAAAUGAAUGACUCUUUGGAUUUACAUGGUACCAACCAGAAGUUUCUUAAGCUGUUGCCUGAUGGAAACUUUUCACUUGGAGCUUUAGGCAAUUUGAGCCACGAUCUGUUGCUGUAUAAAGGUGCGGAACUUGAAAAUAUAUUAUUACUGACAAUUAAAGAGCCUACUACCAUUGCCCUUACAGUCAUGUACCUGGUGUCCUUUGUAGUAGGGUUCAUUGGCAACAUCAUGUCCAUUAAAGUGCUCACUAACAAAAGAAGCAAAAGGAUGUCAGGUGUUAGCGCAACCAGAGCCUUACUGAUAAACUUAGCCAUAUGUGACUUGAUGGUUGUGUGCAUUUGCAUGCCUGUUACUUUGGGCCACAAGAUUUAUACGGCUUGGGUGUAUGGAGACUUUCUCUGUAGAGCGGUGCCUUUCACUCAAGCAGUUUCAGUUGCUGCUAGUGUCCUUAGUUUGACUGUCAUAAGCGUUAACAGGUACUACAGUGUCCACAACCCCUUAAAUGCUAGAUCUUUUUUCACCUGGAGGAAGAUCUUCUGGGCAAUUGUCAUCGUGUGGGUCUUGUCUUCUGGUAUAUGCUUGCCUCUGAUAUUUAUGAACAAAAGAGAUGAGAUACGCCUCAUAGAAGACCUACCGUUCGUUUUUCCUAUUUGUAGAGAAAUCUGGCCUCACGCGAAGCUGAAGCAAGCGUAUAACUGCCUGUUGUUUUGUGCCCUGUACUGUCUCCCGGUCACAUUCAACUUAAUAAUCAGCUUCUUAACUGGGCGUAAGCUUUGGAGCACCCCCACACAUUUUAAGAAAUUUGACUCCAGAAACCAAUCCCUGCCACCCUCCAGGCUAAACAAUCGGAAGAACAUUGCCAAAAUGGUGGUGGCCUUGGUUCUCCUGUUUGCCAUUUCUUGGCUCCCUCUUUACAUGGUGGACAUUUGGAUCGAUUUUAACACCCCGGACUCUCACAGAGAAGAAACUCCUCCACCAUGGAUCCUGCAGUUAAGGCCUUUUGCACAGUGGCUUGGUCUCACCAACUCUAGCCUUAACCCGAUUUGCUAUUGUUUUGUAGGAGACCUGUACAGAUCAGCCAAGGAAAUGAAAAGCAGGUACCACAGUAGAAUUGUUUCCCUCUUUAGCUUCUCUUUAUCUGAAGACUCCCCAGCCUCCACCAUCCCCAAGCUCCUCUCCUAUAAAAGACCUGCCCAUGUCAUGCGUAAAGACUCCACCUGUAACACCUCAGUUGAUAUCCAUAUCUCACGGACAACCAUUUGUGAGACAACACUGAACUCCUGCCAUCCAGUGACUCUUCAUACAUUCUCUGCAAGAAGACAUUCCUUGGUGCAGUGUGAUCAAACUAAAUUAUAGGUCUAAACUGUAAUUUUAAUAUAAAGCAUGGUUUCUGUUCAGCCAGUUUCAACAGGGGUAGUUUCAAUCACAGAACUGUGUGCAAAACAAAUGGAUUUGUACCCCUGUUGAAUUCCGGGAUUGCAGAUAUCUCACCAGAAUAUAAAAGGUGAACUUCAACUAUCUGCAAAAAAUCAAGGUUCAAAGUGGCCUAAAGCAUGAUUCGCAUGGGACUAAAAAUCAGGUGUCCUCAGAGUUGUUCAAAAGCAGAGGAAGUCUAGUAACCUCCCAUAUGUGGAUUAGUUUUCAUCAUGAAAAGUUGGUAAAUUAAAAAUGCGAUGUUGUGGACAGAGAAGGCGCUUUUGUGCAUAAUUUGUAAUCAGUAAACUUGGUGUAAAUAACGAAUUUAAUUGUACCUUCUUUUCCAAAGGCUAGAAUAGCCAUUUUGUCUCUUGAGUGAUAUGUAUUUCCAUACAUAGGCUACCUUAAAAUGCACCAUUCAAAGCAUCCAUUUUUUAAGAGUCACCAAUUAUGUUUUGUAUUUUCCCCUGAUCCCCAAUUUGGUUAUCCCCAAUCGUUGCAUUUUACUGAACUGUAGACUCUCGGAACAGAUCGCACCAAUUUAAAUAUUGUAUUAUGAUUUAUGCGAAUCAGACUUUAGCCCCUUUUAACUUUUGGAUAGUUGUUCUUAUCAGAUAUAAGUUGUAUAGUACUUUUAAAAGGUCUUUAAUAACUGGAAUGUACAGUAUUAGUAUUUUCAAUUUCAACACUACAGCUAAUAGAUGGACUGCAUGUGAAGGACAACUGUAAUGUUAUGAAAUGUUAAAACACUGGGAGUGAAACCCACACACACCCAUUUUGCUGGGUUUCCUGAGAAAAAGGACUUAGCAGUUACAUGCAUUUGUUUUCUGUGGUACACCGUGGUAAAAACACAGUAAAGGCCCAUUCCACGUUAUGUGUGUUCCAGUUUGGAGCACAUACUCCUAUAUUGUAAUGUAGGCUGAAAACUUGGUGUAACACAUAUUUUUUAAGUUAUACAGCCACAAUCUACCGAAAGGACACUUUUCUUGAUUCAAAUUUUAAAAACUCAUAAGGAUGCAACAUACGCAGAGGUCGAUUCAUAAAGGGGAGAACAGGCGUACAUUUUGACCGUAGCCGCUUAUUUAACCACCAUUGCUAUUCCAAAGGGACAACUGACAUGUGUCAUUAAGCCCCAAGGGCAUUCGUUCCUGAAGGAAUAUUUUAAUCAUCGGUUCUGAAUGUCAACCUGCUAAUCAUAAACCUGAAUGACAACAAAAUGCUAUGUGUUAAUCUAUGUGUUGUUUAACGCUUGGUGCGGUCAAGUCUAAACUAACGACAGCCUCAUUUAACAAUGUAAAGAGAUCACCACUGUCAAAACAAGUAAUCUGAAUGUUUAAAAAAGGUCACCUGCCAAAAAAAUGUUACAAUAAACCAUGUGAAUUUUUUUUUAAUACAUAUUUUGUUAUUAGAUUGCUGUGCACUGUCCACGAGAUUAACACUGCCUAAUAUUUAGAAAAAUACCGCAUCUGUGUUAUGCCAGCUUGGACCAACUUGCAUAGAUAGGUGGGGAGGCACUUCAGUACAGUACCGGCAAGGUGUGCCACAUCACGACUGCAUGUUGUAUCUUGCACAACAUUGUAAUCAGGAGAAGAUGUGCCUUACCCCACAGAACACGACACAGCAAUGCCAGCACCUGUUCCAGCUGAUGCAAGCAGACAAGGUAGCACAGAAAUACAUUCUUUACACAGCUAAGAAAAAAAAAAGCAUCUACACACAUAUGGACGACUUUCGUUAGUUUUAAACGGAAUGCGAUUAACUAGGACAAUCAGCAAGUACUUUUAUGAAUAGACCCUGUAACUUGGAAUAGGCCUAAAGUGUAGUAAAACUUAUGGAAAGCUUGUUAAAGCAAUGCAAUGCAUAAUACAUAAUGCAACACUAUCUGUAAGCUACACUAAAUCUAUAUUAUAAUAAGCAUGGGAAAAACUUUUAAGAAUAAGCAAAGUCAUGUUUAAUUUCGGUGUAACCACAAUUGGCUUUGUGUGGGUUUAUUUUAAUUUUUUUGUGUAAUAGUUGAUCCUACUGUUGUGUGCUGUUUCAUGUGCAUUUGUAACAAAAAUAAAUAAAUACAAAUAAAUAAUGCAGAUGUGUAGUUAUGGGAGUUCCUGCAUAAAUUUGCAAAAAUGUGGAGGAGCAUCUGUAUAGGAAUAGGAAACACAGCUAUUCUAGUAAUGUGCAGGUGCACCAUUGACUACCUUAAAUAAAAACGGACAGUAUACAUUUGGCUUAUAGGCUACUCAAGAUAAUACGAAUUAGUGGUAUAAUGCAACAUUUGUUGCUAGUUCCUUGAAAUUUGUAUUUAUGAGAAUUGAUUGUCCACCUGUAAGUAUCAUAACUUGUCAGUGCGGCACUGUGAUGGGGUACACCCCGCCCCUGUGCAUAUUAUAUUUUGUAUUUUGUAUUUGUUGUAUUAUUAUUUUAAAAAGUAUUGUUUAAUUCGUAUUAAACUACAGUGUUUUGUUAUUGUUGUUUUUGCAGCAUGGACAGGGUUAAACUUCCCCAUCCACGCUAACCCCUUGCAGAAUGUGACCAUGUCCAGAUUGAUUGAUUCCUUUAUUACUAAUUUGGAUACGGUCACAUGUUUAUAAACCUGCAGCUUUGGCUGAUCGAGGUUGGAGUGUUCAGGAGUGGGAACGGCAAUAAGAGAAGGUACAAGAAUAAAUACAAAGAAACAACUGCUCCGUGUGCUGGUUCAACACCAGCAGCAUACUUGUUUUAGUUAUUUCUUGCCUGUCUAUUUGUUUUUGGCCAAAGUGCUAUUUGUUUUUGUAAAAGUGUUUUUGUUUGUUCAACCUUUUUAUUUUGUUUAUUUAUUAAAAUGCACGCAGUGCUUUUCUCUGCUCCCUCCUGCGCCGCCAGGGGAAGACUGCCCUGUGCUCUCGCCGCCGUCGCCUGGGGAAGACUGCCCUGUGCUCUCGCCUCCGUCGCCAGGGGAAGACUGCCCUGUGCUCUCGCCUCCGUCGCCAGGGGAAGACUGCCCUG